GUUGGUUGGGUUGGUUGGUUACUUGACUGCUAAGGCAGUUAGUCCGUGGGGUUAGUCAGCGUUUCGCUGAUAGUCACCUAGCUAUGCUGUAUGUGCUGUACCUGGCCAUCAUUUAUUCAUUUGAGUCUACCGAUACAUUUCUUCAUAUUCUCGGUCAGUGUCUAUGACAGCAUCGAACUGUCUCCCAGUACCUGUUUACUGACCCAACUACUUUAUAUAUACACUGAUAUACAUAAGUCCAAAAAAUCCAGAGUGAAAGGUCCCGAGGGUGUCCUCCUUCUAGCGACAAACCUAAGUGAUUACUGCCAAUUGUCACAAGUGUGUCACAUCUUCGGCGACAAGCCCUGGGCGGAAACAAACCAUGUCUCAGCCGGUGCCAAUCAGAUGAAAUCCUCUCCACUUGGUCUGAGCAUCCAGGAGGGAUUAUUAGGAAUUAUCCCCGUUCAUCAAUGGCUACUUGCCUUCACUGCUUACCAUUCUGGAUGCCUCUCAGCCGAUUUUUUCUCUGUGUUUUAUUCCUCCUCCUUCCUCUGCUUCCCCCUCCUCUCUCUCUUUGCUGUUCAUAGAAAUGAGAUAGAUAGAUUGUUACAUAGUGUCGGACCCGAUAAAGCUCAUUCAUGCUGGAGAGCUUUAGUGUCUGUUGUAUGAGCAGCAUGAGUACAUGUAUGCAACCGAUCUUCAAACCACGCCUGAAUCGGAUUCUACUACUUCCCCCACAUCCAUUCGAGUGCCUCGUCGCUCCAAUUUCAGCCCAAUUCCCACUCCCUCGUUUGAUACUGAUGAUGAUUGAGAUUAUUCCCUUUAUACUCU
Messenger RNA from Aspergillus uvarum CBS 121591, 810 nucleotides. RefSeq lists its product as uncharacterized. The transcript has a single exon. Lineage: Eukaryota; Fungi; Ascomycota; Eurotiomycetes; Eurotiales; Aspergillaceae. Bases 91 to 648 code for a protein of 185 amino acids. The record is from RefSeq and is a predicted model, not a curated record.